Messenger RNA from Penicillium salamii, 1110 nucleotides. NCBI's taxonomy places the organism in Eukaryota, Fungi, Ascomycota, Eurotiomycetes, Eurotiales, Aspergillaceae. The record is from the annotation of a GenBank genome assembly.
AUGACUAUCAGUAUGACCAGUGUGCAUCUUGGCCCCAAAGAUGGGUAUCAUACAGCCAAAGCGAAUGCGCACGCGAAUAUGACGGCAUACAUGACACGUCCCCGAUUUGAUGACCUGCCCUUACACCCAAGUCAUCCAAAGGGGUCAGCAUGGGGUCUUUGGGGUGCUGAUGAUGAGCGUGGAACUCUGAAUCUUUUAACAGAAGAUGUAGUUCGGGCUGCUAGUUCGGAAGUCUCGCUUGGUAAAGUUGUGAGUUUGAACUUGCCUUUGAAUGUUCCUCUCAGACCAAUGAACCCGCGGAGAAAGAAGUGCUCUCAUACAAUAGUUGCGAAGGGUCAUGCCAACGAUGAUGAGGUAUUUAUUCCCUCUUCCUGGGGUCCUCUUUCUUCUUCGUCCAAUUUUGUACUGACAUUCUCUCAGAUCGACAUUAACACACAAAGCUCAAGUCACUGGGACGGUCUCCGACAUUUCCCAUAUUCGAAAUCAAAGCUCUUUUAUAAUGGAACUACCCAGGAUGAGAUUUCCGGGCCUCAAGCUUCCGCCAAAAUAGGCGUGCAGAAUCUUGCAAGAAAUCCAAUUGUCUCAAGGGGAGUUUUGAUCGAUUGGUACAGCUAUGCAAAGCGCGAAAAUUUACCACUCAGCCCGUUCACCAAUUCGGAAAUUCCACUAUCACAUCUGCAGAGGAUUGCAGUUGAACAGGAUGUGACAUUCCGACGUGGUGAUAUUUUACUCAUUCGCACCGGGUGGACAGCAGCGUACCACCUUCUCACGGACGAAGAGAAAGAACGUCUCGGUGGAAGAGAAGAUCGUGCUUCUGUUGGCGUGGAGACAACAGAGGAAAGUCUACGCUGGCAUUGGGAACAGGGAUUUGCGGCCGUGGCCAGUGAUACGGUGGCGUAUGAGGCGUGGCCUUCGCCCAAGGCUUGGGGUGUCAGUAUGCAUGAGGUCUUUUUGAGCGGAUGGGGCAUGCCAAUCGGCGAAUGCUGGGAUCUGGAAACACUGAGUCAAUUGUGUCAGGAACUCGGGCGAUGGACAUUUAUGUUAACGAGCCAACCUUUGGAUUUACCCGGUGGUGUGGCGAGUCCAGCCAACGCUACGGCUAUCUUCUGA